Parasteatoda tepidariorum (common house spider) is the source of this 2567-nucleotide messenger RNA. Lineage: Eukaryota; Metazoa; Arthropoda; Arachnida; Araneae; Theridiidae. The record is from RefSeq and is a predicted model, not a curated record.
AUACGAAAUAGAAAAAAGAAGAAAAAAAUUAUCGGCGACGGAACCUUCCUCCUUCUAACUUUCGACUUUUGGCGUUUUGCCAAACUUUCGAGGAUGAAGAAAUAACGUCAUUCAUUACGUUUCCUAGGAGGGAGAAACUUGAGAUUGUGAUUGGUGCAGGGUAUCUAGUUCGACUAGAGCGCAAGCAAAUGAUCGUUCGCUUACCACGUGACUUGCAGCUGCCUGUGUGUAUCACGUGACGCGUCUUAUCGAAGAAAAAGUACUUAAACUUCGACUCGAAUCGCAUAGCAAUUAUUUAUGUUUAUGAUAUAACACCGCUCAUUUUUCAAGUAAUUCGUUUUUUAAGUGAUAUUGUUUAUUAAGAAAAUGUCGGCGAAAAAAAACCGAACAACGUUUAAUAAGAGUUACACAGAACAAUUUCCAUUCAUUCAAUCGUCAAGAAAAGGCGGAAGUUAUGCGUUUUGUUCAACGUGUGCAUGUGAUUUUUCGAUUUUGCAUCGUGGGAAAGGUGAUAUUUUGAAACAUAUUCAAACAGAUAAACAUCAGCGUAACUCAAAUAUUCUUUUGAGUAACAAAAAAAUUGAUCUUAAAGUUAACGAUGACCAAAGUGUUAUCCGUGCCGAAGCAUUAUUUACAUCGUAUCUCAUUGAACAUAACAUAGCCAUCAAUGCAUCUGAUCAUGCAGGACCGUUAUUUAGACGGAUGUUUCCUGAUAGUGAAAUCGCACGGAAAUAUGGAUGUGCGCGUACUAAAACUUCAGCAAUAGUGAAAGAGAUGGCGAAAUCAGAAAAGGAAAGUAUUGUUGAGAUACUUAAGAGAAGUCCUUUCUCAAUAGCUACAGAUGGCAGUAAUAAAACUGACUGCAAAUUAUAUCCUAUUUGUGUUACCUAUUAUAAUGAGGAGUUAUUGCACAUAGAGACUUCACUGUUGUGUUCACCAGUGUUAUCAUCUGACGGCACUGGAGUCAAUAUAGCAAAUCUGUUAUUGACUGCUCUGAGUGAGUGUAAUAUUGAUGUCAACAAUUGCCUAGCUUUAGGGGCUGACAAUGCCCCUGUAAUGAUUGGUAAGAAAGCUGGGGUUGCUGGAAUUUUAACAACUAAAAUUCCUGACUUAUGUAUCAUUGGCUGCCCUUGCCAUUUGCUCCACCUUGCUGCGGAAAAAGGAGCAGCUGUGCUCCCUGUAUCCAUAGAGGAGUACAUAAUUGACAUUUUCUUUUUUUUAGACAAAAGCUCUAAAAGAAAAGAGAAGUUGAAGCAAUUUCAAAAAUUGCAUGACACAGAAGUAAGGAAAUUGUUUAAACAUGUGUCAACAAGAUGGCUCUCUCUAGGCCGAUCUUUAAAUAGGCUGCUGGAGCAAUGGGAGCCACUCCUAUCCUUCUUCAAAGAAGAACUAAAAACUCAGCAUGGAAAAUGCAAUGCAUUAAAAGACUAUAGAAUUCCAAAAAAGGAUAAUUCUGAGGCUGGUACCUCGAAAGUUUCAUCUACUGGUGCUAAAAAGAGAAGCAUUAACUGUGAGUUAAACUCAUCUAACUCAAAAAAGUUUAAAUUGAGCAAAGACUUCAAUGAUACACUAUCUAAGAGUGUUUUAUCCAGAGAGGAGAGAGUAUUUAUGUUUUUAUCAAAUGAUGUAAGUAAGUCUUAUUGCUACUUCUUAGCACAUUGUUUGCCUAUAUUUGAAGAACCCAAUAUCCAACUUCAGUCAAGUUCUCCUCAGAUCCAUCUACUUCAUGAUCUUUUAUAUUCAACUUUAAGAAACGUAAUGAUUCGCUUUGUCACUCCUACAGCAAUUAAGAUGUGUACUUCUUUGCUAGAUGUAAAAUAUCAUUGUAAAGAAAAUCAGAAGUUGGAUUCAGAUUUAAUUAUAGGACAAUCUUCAUCUAAAAUUGUCAAUACUUUAAAGUUAGAGGAAAAAGAAGAAUUUUUCCAAGCAGUUAGAAAUUAUUUCACGACAGUUUGUGAUUACAUGAUCCAUAAAUUUCCAUUCAAGGAUGACAUACUUUUAAAUGCUAAGGUGUUAAAUUUGAAUGGGAUUGAAAAUGCUUCAUUUUCUAAUAUUAGAUUUUUCUGUAAUAGAUUUCCUGUCCUCACAAAGCUUUUUAAUUUUGAAAAUACUGAUGCUCUCUUAGAUGAACUGGAGAUUCAGUUCUCUUCUCUUCAGCUAGAAGAUUUGCCCGUUGAUGUUCUUUCAGAAAGUAGAAUGGAUGUUAAGUGGGCAAAAGUGGCCAAUUGCUCAAACAGAAAGUAUAAUUUAUUAUGUAAAUUUGUCCUUUCACUUUUCACAUUGCCACAUAGCAAUGCAAGCUGCGAACGGGUUUUUAGUGUUGUAACAAAGACACAAACUCAAUUUCGCUCUCAGCUAUCAAGUGAGCAUUUGGAGGACUUAUUGACUGUCAAGUCAAGCAUGAGAGCUUCUUGUUUUGAACAAAAAUUUUCUGAUACAUUUUUAAAAAAAGCAAAAUCUUCCACUUAUAAUUCUCUUAAGCAGUAAAGGGUUCUGAAUAGUGAUGCUAAAUUAACUUUUAUUAAUGAGUUAUGUGUUUUACUUAAAUUUAUGUUGCAGAUUGAACA